This is a messenger RNA of Xylaria bambusicola, 2553 nucleotides long. RefSeq names its product dynein light intermediate chain-domain-containing protein. Gene Ontology annotation, biological process: microtubule cytoskeleton organization; microtubule-based movement. Gene Ontology annotation, cellular component: centrosome; cytoplasmic dynein complex. The transcript is spliced from 6 exons. Bases 362 to 1930 code for a protein of 522 amino acids. Lineage: Eukaryota; Fungi; Ascomycota; Sordariomycetes; Xylariales; Xylariaceae. The record is from RefSeq and is a predicted model, not a curated record. Gene Ontology annotation, molecular function: dynein heavy chain binding.
GAAGUCCAUAGCAUGAGCUGCUGGGUAUACUACUUGUGAUAAUCCCCAGACACAUGUCACAUUCAAACAUUCCCAUUCAAUAACUUACUAACCAAUCCACAUUGCUGCUCUCUUCUCUGUAUCUAUCUCGCAAGUGCGCCCGUCCAGAGCUGUCUUCUUUCAAUAAUAUGAAUAGUACCCCCUAGCAUCACGAAUCCCACUCUCCUCCUCACCUUGAUGCGCGCCUCCCUUACAGGUCGCUUGUACGCGUUCUGAGUCCUGCAGAAACGUCUGCCUACCUCUUCCGAGCCUGCAACUACCGCCGUCUGCUAGUGACAAUCAUAAAUCAUCUUCAGAUGCUCCUCUUCGGCCCAUAUCGAGAAUGACGGCCAACUCGAAUCGCUUUUCUACUUACACGAGUACUUCGGUCGGCACCGGGUCUGAAGGAAAGAAGGAUGAUCAGAAGAAGGACAUGUGGAGCUCUAUGCUCGACUCUGUCGCCAGCGGCAAGAGGUUACCCGAAAAGAACAUGCUAGUAUUGGGUGGCUCGGUCGAUUCCCAACGCGAAUUUCUCGAGGCCCUAUCGAAUAAUGGCCAAAGGAGGAACCUCGACCGCCAAAACAACUUACCGCCGAUAGCCAACAGCUUCGCUCUAGGGUACACAUACUACGACGUGCUGGACGCUGACCAAGAAGAUAUUCUGGCCCGUGUCUCGCUGUACCUCCUCAGCAGCUCGGCCCCCUCUUUCGCAUCUCUUAUUAAACCGCUAUUAACCCCUCAGUCAAUACCGAAUACCCUAAUAGUAAUACUGUUGGACUGGUCACAACCGUGGUCAUGGAUGCGCCAGUUGCGCGAGUGGCUUAUGUUGCUACGGAACGUCAUCGUGUCCCUCAGUCCCGAAUGCAGGGAAACGAUGGAGGAAGUCAUAAAUGGCUGGCGUGAGCGAGGACGAACCGGGGGAUCUGUGAAUCUAGAUGGCACAGGUGCGGUUGCCACCGAAGGUGAUGUCUCUUUGCCUCUGGGGCCGGGGGAAUGGGAGGAUGCACUUGGCCUGCCCCUUUGUGUGGUUUGUCAAAACUCCGAAAAAAUAGACUAUCUUGAAAAAACUCAGGGUUGGAAGGAGGAAAAAUUCGACUUGGUCCUUCAAUAUCUAAGAACUGCUCUUCUGCGGCACGGUGCGUCUCUGAUAUAUACUGCGCCAACGAUGACGACGCCGCUACAGAGUCUUGUUCAUGCAAGCCUGGGCAUACGUUCACUACUCAAGCGAGCGCCCUUGAAACACAACGUCAUUGACCGAGACAAGAUAGUUGUCCCACCCAACUGGGACUCAUGGGGGAAAAUUCGAGUAUUGCGUGAUGGAUUUGACGUGGAAAAUGUCAGUGAAGGCUGGUCUAUAGAUAUCAACCAGCCCUCUUCUGCAAAUAGGCCCCAAGCAAUUAAUGGCAACGGGGAAAGUUCGUCGUUUCUAGGUAAUGACAUGCCUGAGCCUGAAGGCUCUGCGGUUGCUAUGUACGAGGAACAAGUGCAAGACACGAGCCUUGACGCAUUGCAACUAGCACAAGGAAACCAGGACACAAACAAGCUUGAGGUCCCAUCUGUCGACACACAAGCAUUCCUUAGCAACCAACUUUCACGGCUAGAGCAACAGAAGAAAGAGGACGAGAAGACAACCAAGGAGAACUCGUUUGCGCAAGUUGCUACGGAUGAUAUAAUUAGUGAUCACAUUGGGCCAGUGCAGUUCAACAUGGGUGGCAUCCAGGUUGAUGCUGACGACAUGGUGCAAAGACUCAAGGACCGACAAGCCUAUGGACAGUCACCUGAGCCACUUGCUUUUGACGACGAAGCAGAGGCUGAACCGGCGCCGCAGGUGGAUACGGAUACAUUGGCAAAAUUCUUCGGCAAUCUGAUGAACAGGAAACCAGCUUCGGGCGGGCCGCUCGGCCAAACGUAACAUGCGCUUAUGCUUAGAACAGGCGGCCGAUUAAACAGUAGUGCCAAGGCGACGCAAUCUCGACAACAUGCUGUCCAGCCCCUGGAGACAGGCCCUAUAUCAGCCUAGUUCAAGGAUCUCGCAAAGGACGCAGAGACUUGUGUGGACCAGGAAAUAUAAGGUGCCUCUCCAAUGCCCCUAUUUCGUCUGUAUCAUCAACAUAGUCUCGGACGGUACCUGGCAAUUCUGCACAAGUAGAAGAGGAUUGAAGACCAAUAGCACUACACGUGAUGCAGCAUAUUCUCUGGCAUUUUGGAGUCUUUUUUUUUUUUUUCUUUGCGAGGAUUGUCUAAGAAGCCCUGUAUUAUGUCCAAGAGUGUGGAAUUAGAUACCCCCCCAAUCGGUUUAAAGUGAGAUAUAUAUGUUCCAAUGGCUACAUAAGUGAAGAAGCGAGUAUCCCGUCUCGUACUUUUCGGUGCUUGUCCCCCUGAUAGCUGUAGUAGCAUACCUAUCUUCUUGUCCUCGUUACUCUACCAUACUACAUGCAAAUAAUAACAUGUCGUCUCGCCUACAUAUCUCUUAGUCACUUGGCCAAGUCCAUGUACGGUAUGUAGUUAGCCAUGAUGGCCGUUCCAGGGAUGCCG